Clarias gariepinus (North African catfish) is the source of this 2899-nucleotide messenger RNA. It is a transcript of the gene etaa1a, whose product is annotated as ETAA1 activator of ATR kinase a. Lineage: Eukaryota; Metazoa; Chordata; Actinopteri; Siluriformes; Clariidae. Bases 166 to 2364 code for a protein of 732 amino acids. The record is from RefSeq and is a predicted model, not a curated record. The transcript has 6 exons.
CAGUAACUUGGCGGUUCGCUUGAAUUAACAAACAAACCACGCAGACGCCGACAGUUAGCAAAGAUAUACGUCAUAUAAACUAAUGUCGGGUGUUAGCGGUAAAGUUAAUAUGCUGUUUAUACGUUAUGUUAUAUAAAAUAUGCGCCGUAGGCUUCAGGAAGCAGUAUGAAUACGCGGAGGAUGAGGAAGGAGGAGACCCCAGAUCAGACUCAGAGCAAAACCAAAAUAAACAGACUGAAGAGGAGCCCGAAAACAGCACAGAAAGCAGACAUUACUAACUACAGAACUCAAACAGAUUUCAAGACACCGACCCGUGUACCGAGGGCAGGUUUUAGGAGCUCCGUUACUGAAGAGUCUCCAAACAGCGAUUAUGAACUUCAGCAUGAAAUCAUCUGGGAUCCAACAUCACCCACAACUCCCAUCAGGAAUGGACGGGGUCGACGGAGGACCGCUGUUUUCAAGUCAGUGGACGUAACAGACAUCGUCAACAGAAUAGCUCCAAAGAGCAAGAAGCUCGACGAAGCAGAGUCAUCUUUGCUGCAGUGGAUUGGGGACACGGCCGUCCCCUGUACUCCGGAAGUCCGAGAGCCCAGGACCAAGCCCAAACCAGCAAGACAAAACCCUGUGGACGACCUGCUGAAGUUAGCAAAGCAGUUUGACUUCAACAUGAUCCAACAGGAGGAAGCUCAUCUCCGGCCAAACCCCCAGAGUUCUGCAGAAGUCAUAGAUGAAGACCAAGAUUUGUUUUUUAACGAGAACAGCCCACCAGCUCUUCCACAGACUACCUCUGGAACUGUGAGACCAGCAUUGAAUGUGGAGGACACCAAAAAGAACAGUGAAGAUCCUCUGGAUGAUCUGGAUCUCAUGCCAGAAAUGGAAGAUGAUCUUGAUUUGCUCUUUGAGGGUUCGACGCAGCAGCUCAGUGGUGGCCUGAGCCAGAGUUUCGGGACUCGUUCUCAGGAUGUGGGUAAAGUUCCUCCACAGUUUGGAGCUGACUCAGUAGUAGACCCGGUCACUCAAAUGUGCGGAGUUUCAAAAUCAAGAACCAUUCGCACAUGUGUGGGUGAACCAAUAGUCAGCAUGGUCAAGCAGGUCGGAGCGGCUGAUGAUUUUGAUGAUGACUGGAACGACAAUGAUUUGCUGGACAACUCGCUGGUGAUGGAGAUGACGCAAAACCCGGAGCUGUUCUCCGCACCUCAGCACAGCUCGACACAGAAACAGACGAACAAAAACAACUCAGGAAAUACCGUGUACCGUCAGAACGGUUAUAAGGACGCAAAGUCUCGAGAAGCACAACCUUUGAAUCAGAGACUCGAAAGUUUUCAGAGUAGCCAACAUCUGGACAAGCCUCGAGGAAAUGAGAACACUAGGCAAAAUCAAUUUCCUUUAAAACCCAAUUCAGAAAUGCAUGUUUUUCCUUUCAGCAAAGUUCCCUCAGUGGUUUUUGACUCCUGUAGUGUCUCUAAAACCAGUUCUCAACAGAAGGAAACAAUGAAAAUCCAGCGACUGCUAGCGGCCACUAACGCAAAGUCUGCAUGGAAAGUCCAAUCUACGACUGCAAACUCAUUUGUCUCCAGAUCUGACCCCUUUAAAACUAGUCCUCCAGCCACCAUCAUGACUAUUUCCAGUUUCAGGAACAAUAACGUCACUGAGGAGAAGGAAAACCACCCGACCAUAGAGGAGGAUGCCCUCUGUGACCUCGCAGUCGAGGACCUGGACUCCAUCUUUGCCUCGGAUGACAUCUGGGACGACGGGGUGGAUGACGAUGACCUGUUCUGUGAAGCAUGCGAGAAGGUCGAAGAAUCCAUGACCGAACCGGAACCUCUUCCAAAAGCGCCCGUAUCAAGACCGACACCACGGAACAGUCAUGGCCCGAGUAGUCAGAACGCCGCGGCUAACCGCCAGAGCACGUUUGCGAAUCGGUUCCCGUACGACACUCGGAUUCAUUCCCACAACGCUACUGGGAACCGAGCGCCAACGAGUACCGGAGUUCCUACUACAGCAUGUAAUAAAAGCACCUCAGCACCAGGGAACAGCAUGAUGACGACGCCAGCUGAGAGAACGUACAAAUUUAGCCAUAUUAAAAGCACUACAGAAUCAGGAGGUUCAGCCAAUAACACAGCUGGACAGAUCAACGAGAGCGUCAUGGCAACCACCAACCAAUCACUCCAAAGAAUUCAAGAUGACCAUCAGUUCAAAAAGCCUUACAGCACCUUUAACGUUGCACCAGCAGUCUCCAAAGAUGUGAGGAAAGCGGCGGUGACGAGAUGCAGUGACGCGGAGAUCGAGAGGAAGAAGCAGCAGGCUAUGGAGAGACGGAGACUCAAAAUGCUGGCCAAUCAGAACCUUCAGGCUCCUGUAUGAGCUACAUUACAUAAUCCCAAAGAUGAAUAAAACUGGCCUGGUCAUGGUGGCAGGUCAAAACUGCACAACAAUGCUGAGCACUUGUUUGCCCCGUCUGAGGAUGGACUGUAUCUUUGCCUGGUCGGUGUCAGCAGGGGCUUGUCAUCUGAAUGAUAUCUGCUCCAGACCUCAGAAGUCCACACUGUAGAUACAGAAAAUCAGGGGACAUUUGGAAAUUUUCAGCACGUCUGUCUGUCUGGAGCUUUUGAAUGGUUUCAGUGUUUGGAUGAAAACGUUCUUCACUGUAUUUAAGUCAUGAUUUGACCUUCAGUUAUAUUCAUGUUGAAAGUUGUCUUAAAUUCUUUUUACAUUUUUUUUAUUUGUGUUGUAGAAAUGUUUUAUUUUUGUUGUACAGCUGAAAAAGAGAUUAAACCCUCCAAAUUCACUCUUAGCAAAGUGGAUAAUAUUUUAAUGUUUUAUGUUCAUUCUAUUAAAAUGAUCAGUUAAACUUUUCUCCCAGAUACAGCACUUAUUAAACACCUAAAUUGCAGUUAAA